Messenger RNA from Jatropha curcas, 705 nucleotides. RefSeq names its product thioredoxin-like protein YLS8. Gene Ontology annotation, cellular component: U5 snRNP; spliceosomal complex; U4/U6 x U5 tri-snRNP complex. Lineage: Eukaryota; Viridiplantae; Streptophyta; Magnoliopsida; Malpighiales; Euphorbiaceae. The record is from RefSeq and is a predicted model, not a curated record. Gene Ontology annotation, biological process: mRNA splicing, via spliceosome.
ACUAACAAAUAAUCGUAAAGAAUCGAAGAUUAGGGAUUCAGGACUUGGCAGAGAGAGAAAGUCACGGAGAGCGAAAUAGAGAGAAGAUGUCGUACCUGCUUCCUCACUUGCACUCUGGAUGGGCCGUCGAUCAGGCAAUCCUAGCGGAAGAAGAGCGUCUCGUGGUCAUUCGAUUCGGUCACGACUGGGACGAGACUUGCAUGCAGAUGGAUGAAGUGUUGGCAUCUGUUGCCGAGACAAUAAAGAACUUUGCUGUCAUAUACCUUGUAGACAUCACAGAGGUGCCAGAUUUUAAUACAAUGUAUGAGCUGUAUGAUCCAUCGACUGUGAUGUUCUUCUUCAGGAACAAGCACAUCAUGAUUGAUCUUGGAACUGGAAAUAACAAUAAAAUCAAUUGGGCUCUCAAGGACAAGCAGGAGUUCAUUGACAUUGUUGAGACUGUCUAUCGCGGGGCAAGGAAAGGUCGUGGUCUGGUUAUUGCUCCAAAGGAUUAUUCCACAAAGUACCGUUACUAAGUGUGUCUGAAGGUUACUCAUUGGACCAUGUAAGAACUUGUAUGAAAAAAGUAUAUUUGCUUAAAACUCUUCAGAAUUUGGACUGCUCUGGUUGACCAGUACUUUAAUAUGGUCCCAAUUUCAAAUUUCUAUACACAUUAUCUGACUUCGACGUUUUAUUUCAAGCUAAAAACUGGGUUUUCCUUCUUCA